Centropristis striata (black sea bass) is the source of this 2516-nucleotide messenger RNA. Its product is annotated as TBC1 domain family member 15. Gene Ontology annotation, molecular function: GTPase activator activity. Gene Ontology annotation, biological process: activation of GTPase activity. Bases 391 to 1770 code for a protein of 459 amino acids. NCBI's taxonomy places the organism in Eukaryota, Metazoa, Chordata, Actinopteri, Perciformes, Serranidae. The record is from RefSeq and is a predicted model, not a curated record. The transcript has 10 exons.
CUAGGUGGAGUUAAAUAUUCUGGUAAAUCCAGAGUGAACUUUGGCACUGAAGUCCACCUGGAAUGUGGGCCAGACUCGGGUCUCAAGGUGCAGUCAUAUGACUCCGGGAUGGCAGAAGGAGACUCGACAGAGCUGCAAACUCAUCGGUGAAACUCACCCAGCAAGUUCUGUGAUCUUGAACGAGUCGACUCAUGUUGGCAGGAGUCAGUCCUGACUGGUUCCAGCUCCAGGUGGGAAGAGACGCGCUGUUUGCGGAGCAGUAGUGUGCAGAAGGAGGAGGAGGAGGAGGAGGAGGAGGAAGAGGAGGAUGACAGUUUGUUGUCUGUCGAGGCUCUGUGGAUGCGACAAGCUCCUCUUCACCUGUGCGUGGUGUGAUUUCUGCCGGGACAGAUGGAAGAUCUGAGUGCCGGGAGUCCGCGACAGACAGCGGGAGAGGAGAGCAGCUCGGCGGGCAGCCAGCAGCCUCAUGUCCGCCUCCAGAGGAGGGUAGCAGCGGUCAGCUCUCCGGCUCUGUCCGCCGCACGGCUCACCUUACCGGGAGUCAUGGACGCCGAGGGAAGGGUCGAUGAGUCAAGACUCAGGAUGCAUAUCUUUAAAAACGGUGGCGUGUGCCCCUCUGAGCGUGGCCUUGUGUGGCGUUUCCUGUUUGGGAUGUACCCGUGCGGCUCGACAGCUUUAGAGCGCUCUCUGCUGCAGGAGCAGAUGGUGGUACGUUAUCGGGUCAUGAGGAGAAAGUGGCAGCAGUUCCUCCCCUCGGCUGUGAGGAUGCACCUCAACGGCACUGACGCUGAGUUGGUAGCAGCAGUCAGGUUCUUUGACCAGCGGCAGGCGCAGCAACAGACCCAGGACCAGUCUGAGGAGGUCAGGGACAGACUGGCUUUCUUGGAGCUUCAAGCACAGAUACUGUUUGAGCGGGUUACGUUUGACCAAGAGGAGCUACGGGAAGCUACAAGAAUCAUCGACAAGGACGUGCCAAGAACUAACAGAGACCUCUGCUAUUAUCAGGGUGAAGGUUCAGGAAAUCUGUUGGUUUUGAGAGACAUCCUCAUCACUUAUGCUGCUUUUCAUCCAGAGGUCAGUUAUGCCCAAGGAAUGAAUGACCUGUGCAGCCGAUUCCUGGAGGUUCUUGACUCUGAGGUCGACACUUUCUGGAGUUUCUCCUGCUACAUGGAGAAGUUCUCCAAGGACUUCAGGGCUGAUGGUCUGCACAGGAAAAUAGAGUUGGAGGCCGCCCUGUUAAAGGAACUGGACCCUCAGCUUUAUGCUCAUUUGGUCACAGACAACAUGGAGAGCUUCACCUUUUGCCACAGGUGGCUGCUGCUGGGUUUCCAGAGGGAGUUUGAACACAGUGACGCCUUACGUUUGUUCGAGAUCCUGAGCUGUGACCACCUGGAGCUUAUCUCCCAGCAAGUAGACCGAGCCCGUUAUCAGGAAAGGUUGGCACAAAAACACAGCACAGAGGACAAUACAGAGUCAAAGCAGAAAACCAUCAACACCGACUUCACCUUUGAGCUCUUCAUCUGCGCAGCCAUCCUGUUAGACAACAGAGAGUCCCUGCUGCUCUGCAGGGACGAUGUACAACUCAUCCAGUUCACCAGCAGCCUUCAGGGAAAAAUGGACCUGAAUAGCACGCUGAAGAAAGCAGAGCACCAUUUGUACAACUACUGCAAGCGAUGUGCUUGGGACUAUAUGAAUGGACACUGCAGAGCACACAAGAGCAAAGAAGAGGACUUUCUCUACCAACUCCGUAGUUUACUUGUUUUAAAGUGAUAGCUGCUAUUUAAAUACAUGAUGUCAAAGACUGUAAGACUGUAAUUUGUAACAAGGGACAUGUAAUCCCUACAUGGACACAUUUUCUUUAUCUUAAUCUUUAUUACUGAGGGAAACACACUGAUGGCUGCUUAUCUUAAGUUUAUCUGCUGCUUAUUAUAAAUGUAUAGUAUUUAUUGCAUGGCAGUUGUUUCGGUUGCUCUCCUGAACGUCCAUGAAUAUAAAAUGCUCAAUAUCUUAGUAGGAAAUAAGAAUCCAUGCUUUGGAGGAUUUGUUUUUCCAGGUUAUGCAAUAUUCAACUGCUAGAAGAAAACGACUCGACACGUGUGUGUGUGUGUGAACACUAAGAUCUGGUGUGUCGCAACAGGUGGUGCCUGCAACGAACUGCAGUUAUAUUUGAUGCCAGAUGGCCCAUGUGUCAGAGAGGCCUAUGUAACAAGAAUAGAUGUGCAGUUUUUGAGCUCUGGCAGAGGGAACAUGCAGUAAGGGGAAGGAAAUUUACUGCACGACUGUGUCUUACAUAGAGAAUAAAAAACAAGAAUACAGGAAUAUUUGGUAUUACUUUCUCCUGCAAUACAUUAUCAAUACACUGGUGCCAAAUGUCUAUAUUUAUACACCCUGCUCUCCCUCCUGAGCCAUAGCCACCCCUCAAAACACAUCACUGCUUACAAUUUGCACCUCUAAAGUGAGCCAAUAAUGUGAUCUAUUUAUUUCAGGUAUUUUAUUGCAAAUUGCAUUAACACCUG